GCGGCGGCAGGGACCGGCUGGAAAGUUUGUGGCCGCGGCGGGCGCUGCGGGUGCGGGGGCGCCGCGCAUGGCGCUGGUCACCGUGCGCCGCUCCCCGGCGGGCGGCGGCCCCUCCACGCCGCCCGGCUCCAAGGAUGAAGAAGUUUCCAGGAGGAGUCAGCUGCAGCGCCGGCAGAGCUUCGUCAUGGUCAAAGGGGCCGCCCUGCUGCUGCAGGAGGAUGAGAAGUUGGAGACGGUGUCGGAGAUGUCACCCCCACCAGAGCAAAUCCAGAACCAGACCCCAGGCCAGCAGGAGCAGCACCUGCACCUGAUGAUGAGGCUGCUACGGCCAGAGGAUGCCAUCUGCCUGGCUGUGCGGCUGGAGUCAGCCCAGCCCCACCGGAUCCGGUACCUGCUGGUCGUAUCGAUGGAGGAGAAAGAGGGUGAGAGCGAGACGGUGCUUCUGGGUGUGGACUUCCCUGAAGAGGGCUCCUCCAGUUGCACCCUGGGGAUGGUGCUGCCCCUCUGGAGUGAUGCCCAGGUCUUUCUUGAUGGGGACGGGGGCUUCAGCGUGACAUCCGGAGGGAAGACACGCAUCUUCAAACCCAUCUCCGUCCAGACCAUGUGGUCAGUGCUACAGGUGCUGCACAAGGCAUGCAAUGAUGCUAUCCAGAACAACCACUUCCCUGGGGGCAGUGCAUUGGGCUGGGCCGAGCGGUACCAGUGCACUGUGGCCUCAGAGCAGAGCUGCAUCAACGAAUGGCUGGCCAUGUCUGACCUGGAGUCCGUGAGGCCAGACUCCUUCUGCUCUGACAAGCCGACAGAGCGUGUGGUGACAGAGAAGAUGAUCCGAGCCAAGCUACGUGAGGUGAUGGCCACUGCUGAUCUGGAGAGUAUCACUGCCAAAGAGAUCCGUACCGAACUCGAGUGCCGCACUAACUGCAGCCUGGCUGAGUACAAGGAGUUCAUUGACAAUGAGAUGUUACUCAUCAUGGCCCAGAUGGACCGGCCUUCCAGGAUCUUCGACCACCUCUACCUGGGCUCUGAGUGGAAUGCUGCCAACCUGGAGGAGCUGCAGCGCAACAGAGUCACUCACAUCUUGAACGUGACCCGUGAGAUUGACAACUUCUUCCCUGCCCUGUUCACCUAUAUGAAUGUACGGCUCUAUGAUGAAGAGGCCUCCCAGCUCCUGCCCCACUGGAAGGAGACAUUUCGCUUCAUCUCCGAUGUCCGGAAGCAGAAUGCGCGGGUGCUUGUGCACUGUAAGAUGGGUGUGAGCCGUUCAGCUUCCACAGUGAUCGCUUACGCCAUGAAGGAGUACCAGUGGACGCUGGAGCAGGCCUACCGGCAUGUACAGGAAAGACGUCCCAUUGUGCACCCCAACCCCGGCUUCAUGAAGCAGCUGGAGUUCUACCAGGGCAUCCUGGAUGCCAGCCGGCACAGCAGCCUCUGGGCGCAGAAGGCUGGGGAUGCCCAAUGGGAGGACACAGGGGAUUCAAAUGAUGCCAGCAGUGACCUCUCAGCCAGCGACGAGAGCCCAUUCCCUGAAUCCCCCACCUCAGAGGAGGAGCCAGCCAAAACACCCACUUACUGCUUUCGACCCCUACGGGAGCCCCCCGAUGAGCCUACCCAGUCCCCCCAGGAGGCUGCAGCAGGAGGCCAUGCUGGCCUGGCGGCCCAGACCUCCACACAUGAGGCAGAGGAGCUUGGUGGCUCGGAUGACUCAGGAGCCGAGGAGGUGCGUAAGCACCUGGCUGCGUUGCAGUCACCUCAGUCCCCUGGCAGCCCACGCCGGCAGCGCAUCAAUCUGUACGCCAUCAUGAGGAGCAUCAGUGAGAUGGAGAGCCAUGACACCCCAUCCCCGCUGGAGGGCCCUGUUGAGGGGGAGAUGUUUGCUGUCUCAGGAAUCCAGUCCUCCAGAGGCAGCCCCCCAUUGCAGCCUGAUGCCUCCCUGCCCCCAGUGCCUCAGAGCCAGGAGGAUCCUGGGGCUGGGGCAGGAUCCAAGGUCCAGCGUCGCCAACAACGAGCCACAAUGGACAAGGUGGGGGGCUGGCGGGGCCGGCACCGUGGCCGCAGGGCCUCCCGGAGCCACGGCCAACUAUGCAAGCAGAUGUCCUACCGCCCGGCGCCCGGCAAGGUGCACACAACUGUGCGGCACAUGGAGGGCCCUGCCCCCGCAGCCCUGGACCCACCCCGGCGCCGUGCACCCCAUGUGCAACACCGUCUCUCAGUGGCCCAUCUCAUAGACGCUGCCCUGGUGGUGAGCCGCACCAAAGAGUUCGAGGAGCGGCUGGGAGCCCCAGGGGAGGAGCCCAUAAGCCCCACACCCUCUACCUGGGAGCCCCCACCUAAAUCCUACGGCUUCAUCUCCUCACGGCCACGAAGGAUGGUACGACAGGCCAGUGUGGAUGUAGACCCUGCUGCAAACGGUAGCCCUGCCCCUUGCCCCACCGCUGGAAGGGGCUCUGUCCCUGACAGUGACCCUGCUCCUGGCUCUGGCCCUGGCCAUGACAGUGGCCUCACCCCUUCUCCUAUCUCUGAAUGUGGCCCUGCCCCUGACAGUAGCCCUACCUCUUCUCUCACUUCUGCAGGUGUCCCGGACAGUGCCCCAACCUGUUGCCAUGCCCCUGGCAAUAUCUCCGUCCCUUGCCCUGACCCUGACAGUGGCCCAGCCCCUUGCCCCACCUCUGAUGGCGUCCCCACCCCAUAACAACAUGGCCAUGGCUACAGAUGGUGCUGAGCCUGGGUAUUACCAGGCAGGGGGAACUUUCAGUACCAGAGGGCAUCAGCGCCAGUCAUCCAAGGGGCAGUGCCAAGAGUGGAGCUGGUGUUUGUAGCCCCAACCCCAAGGCCUGGCUCCUUCAUGGUCAAUUGGGUGUGGCCCUGUGGGGGGACCCUCCUUCCACCCCUCACGAAGCCCCUCACCAAGCACAGCACUGCCCUGAACCCUGCACUGCAGCCCAGCAGGUGUUACCUGAGAGGUGGGGGGCACCACCUUUUCCACUGCCACCCUCCCCUUCAUGCAACUCUUUGCUUGAGUACCACUGAAGCGCCGCUUGGGCAGGCAAGUCUGAGGUGCUCCCUCCCAACUCCCUGUGACCUGCGGGGAAAGGUUGGAGCUGGGAAGGGGUGAUAGCCCUUGCCUCACCUUGCCUUAUGCACAGACGUCGAGCCAUUUCUCUCUGUGCCAACCUCACUCAGCCUGAGAAUAAAGAGUUUAUUCACUUUG
Molecule: messenger RNA, 3208 nt
Organism: Alligator mississippiensis (American alligator)
Lineage: Eukaryota; Metazoa; Chordata; Crocodylia; Alligatoridae
Gene: SSH3
Product: slingshot protein phosphatase 3
Exons: 14
Coding region: 68-2689 (873 amino acids)
Biological process (GO): negative regulation of actin filament polymerization; protein dephosphorylation; actin cytoskeleton organization
Cellular component (GO): cytoplasm
Molecular function (GO): actin binding; protein tyrosine/serine/threonine phosphatase activity
Source: RefSeq, a predicted model, not a curated record